Molecule: messenger RNA, 231 nt
Organism: Prunus armeniaca (apricot)
Lineage: Eukaryota; Viridiplantae; Streptophyta; Magnoliopsida; Rosales; Rosaceae
Source: the annotation of a GenBank genome assembly
AUGGAUGCAGGACAUAUUUUACUAGGUAGACCAUGGGAGUUCGAUAGAGCUAUUGUGCAUGACAGUAGGAAAAAUACGUAUAGCUUCAUGUUCAAAAAUAUUAAAGUUACUCCUUUGCCUACUAGAGAACAGUUUCCGAACUCAAGAAAAGGGAUCCGCUACUUCAUUGUCAAUGAGAAGAUUUAUGGAGGAGGCAGGGAAGAUAUGAGUUGUCUAUUUAUUGCUUGGUAA